Molecule: messenger RNA, 2510 nt
Organism: Myripristis murdjan (pinecone soldierfish)
Lineage: Eukaryota; Metazoa; Chordata; Actinopteri; Holocentriformes; Holocentridae
Gene: gabrd
Product: gamma-aminobutyric acid type A receptor subunit delta
Exons: 9
Coding region: 314-1699 (461 amino acids)
Biological process (GO): monoatomic ion transmembrane transport
Cellular component (GO): membrane
Molecular function (GO): GABA-A receptor activity; extracellular ligand-gated monoatomic ion channel activity
Source: RefSeq, a predicted model, not a curated record
GACAGGCGGUGGAUCGGCUCGUUGUUGCGCCGCGGUAGGACCGGAGUUUCCUCGGCGCGCUCCACCGUGCGCUCCUGGACUCUGAGGACGGAGAGCCGAUCAUGGAUCACCACCAUCACCAUUAUCACCAUCACCAUCAUCUUCUUCCUUUUCUUCAACAUCAUCACCACUCUUCUUUACUUUCUUCUCCGCACCGCAAGAUUACACGGAGAGCGCACUAAGACAAAAAACACAAGAACAAACCUCUGUGGCUUUCUGACUGAUUUCCAUUCUGGGAAACUUUUGUUAUUAAUUGACCGUAAAAUCGUCUGGAAUGGAGCUCUCAACUUUCCUGCUGUCUAGUCUUGCCCUGCUCUUCAUUGGAGGGGAUAUUUUCACCAGGGCCAUGCUGAGUGACAUUGGGGACUAUGUAGGUACUGACAUUGAAAUAUCCUGGUUACCUAAUCUGGAUGAUUUAAUGAAGGGCUAUGCGAGAAAUUUUCGCCCUGGGAUAGGAGGCCCGCCAGUGAACGUGGCCAUGGCCAUAGAGGUGGCAAGCAUUGACCACAUCUCAGAAGCCAACAUGGAGUACACCAUGACCGUGUUCCUCCGGCAGAGCUGGCGUGAUGACCGCCUGUCCUACAACCACACCAACAAGACACUUGGGCUGGACAGUCGCUUCGUGGACAAGCUCUGGCUGCCUGACACUUUCAUCGUCAAUGCCAAGUCCGCUUGGUUCCAUGACGUCACUGUGGAGAACAAGCUGAUCCGCCUGCAGCCUGAUGGGGUCAUCCUCUACAGCAGCCGUAUCACUUCAACAGUGGCAUGCGAUAUGGACCUGACCAAGUAUCCCAUGGAUGAACAGGAGUGCAUGCUGGACCUGGAGAGCUAUGGUUAUUCCUCAGAGGACAUAGUGUAUCACUGGUCAGAAAGUCAGAGACAUAUCCAUGGCCUGGACAAGCUGGAGCUCUCCCAGUUCACCAUCACAGACUAUCGAUUUGUCACUGAGAUGAUGAACUUCAAAUCUGCGGGACGCUUUCCAAGGCUCAGCCUUCGCUUCCAGCUGAGACGUAAUCGAGGAGUUUACAUCAUCCAGUCAUAUAUGCCCUCUAUACUACUGGUUGCCAUGUCCUGGGUGUCCUUUUGGAUCAGUCAAUCAGCAGUUCCUGCCCGGGUAUCCUUAGGGAUCACAACGGUGCUGACCAUGACCACCCUGAUGGUAAGCGCCCGCUCCUCCCUGCCGCGAGCAUCAGCCAUCAAGGCGUUAGAUGUCUACUUCUGGAUUUGUUAUGUGUUUGUGUUUGCGGCGCUCAUCGAGUACGCCUUCGCUCACUACAACGCUGACUACCGACUCAAAGAGAAGGCCAAGGUCAAAGCUAACAAGCUGAGCUCUGAGUCCAUAGUGAAGAACGGCAAGCAGGCCAUGGUGCUGUUUUCCCUCUCGGUCACGGGGAUGAACCAGGGAGUGAUGAUCUCCAACCGCCACGGCCGGGCCCAGCGCUCUGGGGUUGAAAUCCCCGGUGAGGUGGGCACCGACGAGGCCGAACCGAGGAGGAGGAGAUCCAGGCAGGUGGAGGAGACCGAGGAGGAGAGGAAGUGCUGUGCCAAGUGCGUCUGCAAGCCCAUCGAUGCCGACACCAUCGACAUCUAUGCCAGGGCUGUGUUUCCCUUCACGUUUGCCGUGGUGAACGUAAUUUACUGGGUAGCGUACACCAUGUGAGCAGAGGACAGGAGGACUCUGUGAUUGGCUGCCGUCCAUGGCUGUAUAUAGAAGAAAAUCGGGGAGAUGUGCCACUUUGAAUACUCAGCGGAUUGGUGCAACCAACAUAUAUACUGUAAGCCAGUGGAGUGAAACUUCAAGAGGAAUGAAGUUAUGGCCUCUAAAUAUCAAAAUGUGGUUAAUAGCGGAAGUAGUUAAGAGUUUAAAAAGUAUGAGCAGGACUUCAUGUCUUCAAGUACACAGUGCUGUAAAAGGCAAGGGACUCCAUGAGCCUUGAGUAGCGACGCGUUGCUUAUCGAAGGUUCACUGAAUGACAACUUCGCUCUCAACUUUUGAACUUUUUCUGGCCAUCUUACCUACAACACCAUACGCAGUGAGCGCAGCCGACGUGGAACUCCAUCCAGAUUUCAUUACAAGGACAUUACAAGAAAACAUCCUGCUUGUACACCCGCAAUAUACUGUAUGUAGACUGACCACAUACUCACAGAUAAGUGUAGUUAGCUUAACUAACUCAUAGCCACAAUCUGGAGUGAACCGCCUACUAUCUUGCAAAGCAAGGAGCUGCCCAAAAAACAGGAUGACAAGAUGAGGUGUAUAACUACUCUGCAUGGCUGAUACCUCACUCAUCCCCAUCCCUUCCAUCCCUUCCCUCUCUCUCUCUCUCUCUCUCUCUUUCUCUCUCUCUUUCUCCACCCAACCACCCCCACCCACCUCCCCUGAUUCAUUUUUCGUUUAGGACGCAGAGUGGAGUGUCUUAUCUCCCUCUGCCAGUUCUGCCUGUUUCCUCUCCAUUAAAGGACUUCCUCCACUA